Rotaria sp. Silwood2 is the source of this 1164-nucleotide messenger RNA. The record is from the annotation of a GenBank genome assembly. Lineage: Eukaryota; Metazoa; Rotifera; Eurotatoria; Philodinida; Philodinidae.
AUGAUGUUUGUGUUCUCUUUAUGCAUCUGGCUAGAAGCAAUCGUUCAUUUUAUUCAUCGUCAUGAUAAUUUAAUUAAAGAAUUGAUUGAACCACUUCGUCAGAAUGUAUUAUCAUGUGUUCUUUCUGAUUGGUACCGAAAAUAUUUGAAAGUAUCAACAGAAACGAAUAUUCCUGCUCGUCACUUAUUUAUUCGUACGUGUUCCUUUGUUACGGGUGUUUUACAAUGUAAUCAAUUAUCUUUUGAAAAUACUUUGAAGACUAUUCAAUCAUAUCAAAUUGUAGAAGAUAUUGGAAAGAAAAUAUUUGAUGUUCGCUUAGAUGAUUUUCGUCAUUAUCUUCUAUUAUCAAAGGAUAUAGAAAGUGAUUCAAAAUGUCUCACUGGAAUAUGUUUACUCAUGACGAAUUGUUACAAUGUGAAAACAUUUAUUAACGAUGAUCAGUAUUUCAAUGUUCUUCUUCGAUUGUUAAAACCUGAUUUUGUGCGAAAAAAUCUUUUAUCUACUUGGACAAAUGAAAGCACGAUUCUUGCCGAUACUUUAAUGGUACAAUUGAAAAAUUGUAGUAAUGAACCAUCUAUACGAUUAUAUUUACAACAGAAUAAUGCAGCAGCUGCAAUUCAUAAUUAUAUGCGCGCUGAUUGCGAUCGACUUCGUUUACAAGCGUGCAUGUUACUUGGAGUAUUACUUGAUGAUGAAACAAUGCGACAAUUGAAGAUUCCAAGUGAUGAAUUAACUGCUUUGUAUUUUGAUGGCAUUCGACAGGCACAUCAAUCAUCAAAUAAAUGCUACAAACGAGUGUCGAUAUACUUACGUUUUCGAGCUUUAUCAUCAUUAGUUCAUAAUGAGAUAAUUCAAACAAAUAUAGCAACAUCAAUUGAUUAUUUUGAUUAUCUUAUUUCAAAUAGUGAUGAUUAUAAUCUUGUUUAUGAUAUCUUGUGGACACUCUCAUUCAAUAUAAGCUUGAAUAAAAAAUUUCAUUUUCACAAAACUUUUUUGCAGCAACUUCAAACAUUUGUUGACGAUCCAAAAUCAGUUUUGGAUAAAGAUAUAAUACGAUCAGCAGAGGGCAUUCUAUGGAAUUUAAAGCAACGAAACCAAACGAGCACAUCAUCUGAGCAAUCGUCAAAUGUUGAGAAUAAAAACACUGGAUUAGACAAGCAUUAA